AUGGCCAUCUCACCAUCGGAAAACGUGGCACAGGCCCAUGAUGCCGCUGAUUCCUACGGCAAUACGGUCGCUGCGCCGACGUACGACGACGCGACGGCCGAACCCGAAGUCACGGGCGUCUUCAAACACAUCGCCAAGGUCAUCCCCUACUUUCGCAACCCGCGCCAUGUGCUUGUCUUCAAGCUCGAUGUCUUCCUGCUUGCCUGGAUGUUCCUCGCCGGCAUCAUGAAGGAGAUGGACCAGAGCGCGACGACGCAGGCCUACGUCUCGGGUAUGCGCGAGUCGCUGUCGCUUUACGGCAACGAGCUCGUCCUCUUCAACACCUUUUUCAGCAUCGGCUACGCCAUCGGCCUCGUGCCGGGCCAGCUCAUCCAGACACGCUUGCGGCCGUCGCUCUUUCUGCCCUUCUGCGAGAUGGCCUGGGGCUUCUUUGUGCUCUUCACCUACAAGGCCAAAAGCGCCGAGACGGUCUACGCGCUGCGCUUUUUCCUCGGUCUGCUGUCGGCCGCCUUCUGGCCCUCGGUCGUCGCCCUCAUCUUCAACUGGUACACGCCGCGCGAGCUCGCCGUGCGCCUGGCCGUCUUCACCGUCUCGGACGUCGCAGGCGCCAUGUUCCUCGGUGCCCUUCAGGCCGCCCUCUACCGCAACAUGAACGGCGUCCACGGCCUGCAUGGUUGGCAGUGGCUCUUCGUCAUUGCCGGCGCCGCCACCAUCGGCCAGGGUCUCGUCGCCUUCUUCACGAUCCCCGACAGCCCGGCCAUCACGCGCGCCAUCUGGCUCUCCCCCGCCGAGCGCGUCCUUGCCCGCGACCGCAUGGCCUCAUUCGGCGCCAAGACGUCCUCGAUGCUGCGCCCGGCGGCCCUGCGCCGCAAGCUCCGCCAGAUCGUCAUCCACCCCGUCACCUACUUUUUCCUCUUCGCCUUUGCCCUCAACGCCUGGGCGCACCGCGCCAACGCCUACUUUGUCCUGUACCUCGAGUCGCUGACCAACGCCGACGGGUCGCGCCGCUACAGCGUCUACCAGGUCAACGUGCUGCCGCUCGGCGGCUACGCCCUGCAGAUCGUCACGACCGUAGGCCUCAACGCCCUCUCCGACUGGAAGCACUGGCGCUGGCAGGUCAGCAUCGGCAGCGCCGCCUUCCACGGCCUCUUCCUCGCCGUCCUCUGCGCCUGGCCGCCCAACGACCGCGUCGUCCUGAGCUUCUACUUCCUCACCUACGCCACCAACGCCGGCUCCUCCUCGCUCAUGGCCUGGUUCGCCGAGAUUCUGCGCAAGGAGCCCGAGGCCCGCGCCAUCAUCGUCGCCGCCACCGUCACCAUUGUCUACGUCGGCCAUGCCACCAUUCCGCUGCGCGCCUGGCGCGUCGCUGACGCGCCCCGCUACCCUAUCGGCUUCCCCCUCGUCACGGCCUUUACGGGCCUCACCGUCCUCGUGCAGCUCGGCCUGCUGUUCUGGGAGAGGCGCCACCCCGAGAUUGUCGAGUACGGCUACGAAAAGGGGCCUGCGGGGAGCGUGGCCGGGUCGGAUGAGGAGGGUGGACGCGUCGAUGGCAAGCUGUCGCCCGAGGUCGUCUUGGAGGCCGCCAAGUAA
This is a messenger RNA of Verticillium nonalfalfae, 1590 nucleotides long. RefSeq lists its product as uncharacterized. Gene Ontology annotation, molecular function: transmembrane transporter activity. The transcript has a single exon. The coding region runs from base 1 to 1590 and encodes 529 amino acids. Gene Ontology annotation, biological process: transmembrane transport. The record is from RefSeq and is a predicted model, not a curated record. Gene Ontology annotation, cellular component: membrane. Lineage: Eukaryota; Fungi; Ascomycota; Sordariomycetes; Glomerellales; Plectosphaerellaceae.